Molecule: messenger RNA, 1518 nt
Organism: Lolium perenne
Lineage: Eukaryota; Viridiplantae; Streptophyta; Magnoliopsida; Poales; Poaceae
Product: peroxidase N
Biological process (GO): hydrogen peroxide catabolic process; response to oxidative stress
Molecular function (GO): peroxidase activity; heme binding
Source: RefSeq, a predicted model, not a curated record
CAAGAACCAUAAACCAUGCAGGCAGUCCAAGACAGUGUAAUAAGCAAGACUGAGGCUGUAAGAGUUGAGACAUGGAGUACUCUCACUGCAGGUUGCUCCUUGUGUGUUCAGUUCUUGCGCUGUGCCUCUGCAACCAAGGAGCGAGGGGCGACGAGUUAACAAGCGAUUUCUACGACUACAAGUGCCCUGGCGUGUACACCGUCGUCCAGCAGCAUGUGUUUUCUGCCAUGAGGGAUGAGCUGAGGAUGGGAGCCUCCCUACUCAGGCUCCAUUUCCAUGACUGCUUUGUCAAUGGGUGUGAUGGUUCAAUCUUGCUGGAUGGUGACGAAGGCGAGAAAUUUGCGCGACCCAACCAGAACUCCGUCAGAGGGUACGAGGUCAUCGACGCGAUCAAGGCCGACCUCGAGAGCAUGUGCCCCGGGGUGGUGUCUUGUGCCGACGUUGUAGCCCUUGCAGCCGGCUAUGGAGUACUCUUUAGUGGAGGGCCUUACUAUGAUGUUCUUCUGGGAAGAAGGGACGGUCUGGUGGCCAACCAGUCUGGUGCUGAGAAAGGCCUGCCCUCGCCGUUCGAACCGAUCAGCUCGAUUGUACAGAAGUUUUCCGAUGUCGGCCUCGACACAACAGAUGUUGUGGUCCUGUCAGGUGCCCACACGAUCGGACGAGCCCGGUGCGGGCUGUUCAGCAACCGCCUGACGUCCACCACGUCCUCGGCGGACCCGACGCUGGACUCCACCAUGGCCGCCAACCUGCAGAGCCUCUGCGCCGGCGGGGACGGCAACCAGACCACCGCUCUAGACAUCAGCUCCGCCGACGCGUUCGACAAGCACUACUACCAGAACCUGCUGACCAAGAAGGGCCUCCUGUCCUCUGACCAGGGCCUCUUCUCCGGCGACGAGGACGUCGUGGCCAACACCACCAAGGCUCUAGUGCAGAAGUACAGCGACGAUGGCGAGCAGUUCUUCUCCGACUUCGGCGCGUCCAUGGUGAAGAUGGGGAGCAUCCGACCCUUGACGGGAUCAGAGGGAGAGAUCCGCUGCAACUGCAGGGUUGCCAAUUGAGAAACGGCGAGCAGAGUUCGUCAGAUGUUACUGGCUAGGGGGAACUAGCCGAUUGGUUAAUGAACUAGGAGUGAGGAUGUAUAAUCCUAGGACGGCUAGCCGACCAUAGCGUGCACUGGUGCUAGCUGGUAGAGCACUGGGUUGUCACGUCAUAGUUCAUACCCGGCUAGAUAAUCUUGCAAACCAAGUAAGUUCAUGAAAUGUGUUGUUGUAUUUGUGCGUAAUAUUAAGAUCUUUCAUGGUCGAAGUAGAAGAUGGAGAAUCAAUAAUGAUCUAAUUAUGCUCCUUAAAGCUUGGGGAUCAUCGUGUGAUGGACAUGUGAAGAUGGUCUUUAAGAAAAGGCGUUGCACAUUCUCAUAUGCAUUACGGGGAUCAAAGUGUUAGAAAUAUACUUUAGAGUCAAUCAUGUAUGAUAUAUAUUCUAUUGUACUAUAAUUUAAAGUUGUCUUUAUAUGAACAU